Racocetra persica is the source of this 215-nucleotide messenger RNA. NCBI's taxonomy places the organism in Eukaryota, Fungi, Glomeromycota, Glomeromycetes, Diversisporales, Gigasporaceae. The record is from the annotation of a GenBank genome assembly.
AAGUAGUGACGAGUUUAGAAGAACAACAUCGUGCUAGUAGUCACGCUCUUUUACAAGAAUUUGCAGCAAAACUAAAAAGUUAUAAUUUUGCUUGCAAAGCAAUAGCUAUGCGAGGGGAUGCACGUGAUGAAAUUGUUCGUAAGGUCGUUGAAAUCAACGCAGAUGCCCUAGUAGUUGGAUCUCGUGGUUUAGGUGCUUUGAAACGGUUAGUAUAA